Metarhizium album ARSEF 1941 is the source of this 675-nucleotide messenger RNA. RefSeq lists its product as uncharacterized. Lineage: Eukaryota; Fungi; Ascomycota; Sordariomycetes; Hypocreales; Clavicipitaceae. Bases 1 to 675 code for a protein of 224 amino acids. The transcript is spliced from 2 exons. The record is from RefSeq and is a predicted model, not a curated record.
AUGGCGGAAGGCAACCUCGGCGAAUACCGUAGUUUCUUUGGUUCGCACCCAGAUGGCGCCGUCAGCGCGAUGGGAUGCUUUAUUUGUCGACGUCUUGAACACGCCAUCAAGAGGCCCAACGUCGGCAGCUUCGAGCUCGGCAAGUGCAUCGCGGAUGAUAUUUAUUGCUUUCAUGUCCAAGGCUAUUACAAAUCCGAGGAUGCCAUCGCAGAGGCUCUGGUCAACCUCUCAUAUUGCUUCCCCCGACACCAUGCUGGACAGAAUAUCCUUUCGCGGCCGACGCCAAAUCCCGCGAGGACGAAUUCGAAGAAAAAAGAAUGGACCAACUUCCUCAGCUUCGUCGCAUGCGUGACCGAGUUUCUGGCUAACCCCUUCUUUUCAGACCUUGGCAUGGCCCAGAUAAUCUCAUACUUGGCUUUGCGUCCUCACAUGAAUGAUGUUUCACCGUUGAGCCCGGAACUUGAACUUCUAAAGGCCUCGUCUCAAGUAUGGCUGGAGACGAAUGCUUGCUACUUCUUCACCCGGUUGAAUGACGGCUAUGUACCUUCACGUUUCAUUUACGGCAUGCUCACUAACCGUGCAAUGUCUCGAGUCGCCUCCAAACCAACGCUGGACGAUUUGAAAUUGUAUCUGCAGGAGCACUUCAAGAAGCUGGGUGGAUGGCCGGACCUAUGA